Molecule: messenger RNA, 3118 nt
Organism: Hyalella azteca
Lineage: Eukaryota; Metazoa; Arthropoda; Malacostraca; Amphipoda; Hyalellidae
Exons: 5
Coding region: 103-1116 (337 amino acids)
Source: RefSeq, a predicted model, not a curated record
AAUAACCUAAAUUCACACAUUUUGAUUGAUUUUAUUGCAAUCAUAAGCUGAAUCUUCAGUUGUUUUAUGUCCGUUAUAUAAUUGAAAUUUUAUUGAAGAAAAAUGAAGAGACAAGGUGUGUGGUGUUUAUUGACGGGGUUGUGCCUCGUGCUGGGGGGGCUCGCCCAGGGCCCAACGAUCGGGCCCUGCAGCGCCCCCAACACGACUGAGAACUUCAACGACGCCUACAUUAGUAAGCUUACUGACGGUGACUAUGAAGUAGUGCAUCCAGCCGGUCAGUCCUCAUCCACCAGCCAGCUACGGUUUUACCACAACGGGACCUACCUUCUCACGUACAUCGACCUGGCGGGGCGGUCUGCUCAGCACACAGGAGAGUACCGCGCGCAGGCUCACGCUGCCUCUGCCCCAGCCACCAUAACGCUGCACUCCCUCCCCAGUGGAGCUUUUGGCAGUGCAGAGUCGGGCACCGUUAAGCUCAGUGUCGUGAGAGCCGAGGAAGGAAUCAUUGAACUGUUGUCGUGCGCCAGGGCAGGUCUUGUAAUUUACGAGCGAAGGCAUCUUCUGAUCUCCACGAUGCUGCAUCGUUCUGGUGUUGAAGCUGCGACCAGUUUGAAUCCGGUAAUCCUGGACACGAUGUACGCAUACCCAGACUUGAGGUUGGGACGGCAAGAUAUUAUUAACUUUAAUCCAUCUCCAGAAGCAAGAAAAUUCUUUAUUAUUUUGGCAGCAAUCAAUUGCUUGUUCAACCUUUUCAAAAAACCAGAUUAUUGUGGUUCUCUAUUGGGUGCUUGGAAAAAUGCAACAUCUAACCUCACAUUUUAUUCCGCCUUGCCAUCCCCACCUCCAACUGUGUUGUACAACUUUGAACCUGUCUUCGCUACCUAUCCAGUUCCUACUUACUCGUGGUCACGUUACGCUCUUCAGCCGUCGGCUUUUGCACAUAAUUCAAUGCAAGCAAGGGUCGGUCCAGUUUAUGCUCAAGAAGUUGGAGGUAUUCCAUAUUUUGCUCACUAUUUUGAGAACUUUGGCAAUAGGGAACAGCAUGACUCUCACCAGAGCCCUCAGCUAGUAGGUGCCCCCAUCACAGGACAGUACAACUUCUUCAUCCCACGUUAAGAAAAUAUGACCUGCUCUUAAAUGAAGAGACUCACGGACCUUUUCUUUCUCCCUUCUAAUUUUUUCCUGUCUAUAUCUGCGGUUUGAUAAUUUUAAGAUUUUCAGCAUUAGGUUCUUGCUUAGUUAAAGGAGGUGUACCAUCGUCAAUAAAGGCAUGGAGAACCCGCCUAUUUCUAAUUUAUAUGAAAAAUUUUUUAGGAUGUUAGGUUUGCCACAUUCUUUAAAUUAUGUGAGCAAAAAUGUGGUUGGGCGGUACUUUUAGUGUUGUAAGUGGCAGUAGUAGAUCUUCAAAAGUGUCGGCACCUAAAGCAGGUAGAAGUUUUGGAUGUUUGAGUGUUUAGAAGAAGGGGUGCUUAAGGGUUGUGAUUGAGAGUUAGAAGUGAUAGCAACCGUUCCUCUCCCUAUUAAGUUAAUUGAAUACGUCUUGUGGGGUUGAAGUGAAUACUAUGAAGCUCAGAUACGUAGUUUAUUGAGGUCGAAGAACGAAGACAACACCUGUAUGAUGGCCGUUAGAAUCGGCAGACAUGAACACAAUGGAAUAACAAUAUCAAAAGAAUACAGAGAACACAAUUAGUAUUUAGUUAUGACAGUUAUACUGAAAUAUUUCAUUACAUUAUAGGACUUGAAUUCUAGUGGAAACUUAGCAUCUUACCCCUUUGCUGAUGUGCACCCCAUGUCGUCAUCCAGCAAAUGACGCUAACACGCGAUAGGCAAAUGUUUACACGCUGGCGCGGUCUAAAACGAACUCACAAUAAUUUAUGGUACGGUUUUACAUAUAAAAAUACUUUCGUCGUUUACCGAAUUUUGAUAAUUCAUGAAUUACACGAGUGUUAUCCUUGCUCAAGAAUUGACAAGAUUUAAUGACCAAAUUAUUUAUAAUUAUAAAAUAGUGAAAUGAUUAAAUACGAAAUAAACAAUCGAGUUCAAAACAAUCAAGUUACAUAUCGUUACAGAGGUUGACGAUCACGAGUUUGAAGGUUUAAAAUAUUAACUACGACAUCGACAAGAAAUGAUAGUGCGAGUUAUGAAUACGAGUCACUACAAGAGAAAGGGAAAUCCUGAAGGCUCUUCAAGAUCGUAUUUACAUGGCCACACAUUACAUUUUCAAUAAGCGAUGUUUUUAUUGAGAGCACUAAUUUUUUUGUGCUAAUUGGGCGUGAAGUAUACAGAGGGCUUUUGUGCAUAACCUGUAUUUAUGCGUUGAGUUCAGACAAAUGUCAUCACUUUAUCUCCAGUGAACAAACGUAAACUUGCUAUCAACUUAUUUCGAAUUCGAGCCGUGGAUGAGAACAUUUAAUAUACGACUUAUAUCGUAGAUUAUCGAUCCAAACCAAUUGCAGUAGAUAUCAGGAAGCUUGGUGAUCAAAUACAUUAAACCUGCGGGACUGGAGUUCAUUGUUCUAAGUUAUUAAACAUGGCACAAACCUCUAAUUUUCGCCUGUUAAUCAAUGUUCAUAAAUACUUUUUUGCAAAAAUCGGAGAUGAUUUGAUAUUGCAGAAUUUCUGCUCUACUGAAUUGCGGUAAUUUCAUUCUAGUGUCCAUGAUUAUAUAAGUUUUUAUCUGAACACAUGCUUUUCCAUGAAGCUUUGGAGUUUGGUCCUCGCAGAACCAUCUUAAAAUUAAAGUUGAAUCAGCGCAGGAGUAUUAUUCAGCUACAAGUUUUUUACAAAUUUAUUUGAAUAAAACUAAACGAAUUCAAAGCUGACUGUGCUAUGAUGUGAGCCGUCGAUGAAUGGUGGACGAAAGUCCGAACUCCGAUGUGACGUCUUGUAUGUUUAUUCAACCGAUAAUAACAUUUAAAACGAUAAAAUUGUACAUUUAUUGUUCGAUAAUAUGUGUUAAGCACGCUGUAGGUUCAUUUAUCCGCUAAUUCCGUUUAGUGCCCUCGAGUUUUUUUCUGAUGAACAUGCAUGUUCCUGUUCCUCAGGCCUAGUGUUUUGUAGAUUUACUCAUAAAAAUAUAUAAAAUCUGACAUUUGUCGAUUAAAACGACUAUUCAUGA